Molecule: messenger RNA, 1823 nt
Organism: Pygocentrus nattereri (red-bellied piranha)
Lineage: Eukaryota; Metazoa; Chordata; Actinopteri; Characiformes; Serrasalmidae
Gene: sqor
Product: sulfide quinone oxidoreductase
Exons: 10
Coding region: 245-1579 (444 amino acids)
Cellular component (GO): mitochondrion
Molecular function (GO): FAD binding; sulfide:quinone oxidoreductase activity
Source: RefSeq, a predicted model, not a curated record
AAGCUACGAGGUAUCGCAGAUCAUAGGCUAACACUGAAGGAGGAAUCCGGUGGCCGUUGUUGCUACACAGUGAGUGUCGCUCCUGAACCCCCUCUAGCGGAUGACUGCAUGCGGUAAACUAGAGUGAACCAGGAACAUUCCGCACUCGGCGAGGACGUAGCGGGAACCGAGAGGUGUCUGGAACAACUUCGCUGUCAUUUUCAAGGGCUGCUGUCUAGACUUUCUCUGAUCAUACUAUAGGACCAUGGCUGCAGUGUUAGCUUCACCUCUGGCUCCCAUUAGGAAAGGCAGCAGAGUGUUUUUUUCUUUAAACUCCUACUUUCACUGCAGCAGUGGACUGGCCUCCAAAGAGCACUACAAGAUCGUUGUGCUUGGGGGCGGAAGUGGUGGCAUUACGAUGGGGGCUCGCAUGAAAAGGAAAGUCGGUGCAAAGAAAGUGGCCAUCGUGGAACCCAGUGAGAUGCAUUAUUACCAGCCCAUUUGGACAUUGGUUGGAGCAGGAGCUAAAAGCAUUAACUCUUCUGGACGUCCCACUGCUAGUGUGAUGCCUUCUGGAGUGAAAUGGUUCAAGUCCAGGGUCACGAAGAUUGACCCUAAGAACAACACUGUCUCCACAGACUCUGGCAAAGAACUUUCCUAUGACUAUCUGAUCAUAGCUCUUGGCCUCCAGCUUCACUACGAGAAGAUCAAAGGCCUACCAGAAGGGUUUCAGCAUCCUAAGAUUGGCUCAAACUACUCACUACAAACGGUUGAGAAGACGUGGAAUGCAUUACGUAACUUCAAGGAGGGAAAUGCUAUUUUUUCUUUUCCUAACACUCCAGUGAAAUGUGCAGGGGCUCCACAGAAGAUAAUGUACCUUUCUGAAGCCUACUUGAGAAAGACAGGAAAGAGGUCCAAAGCCAACAUUAUCUACAACACUUCAUUGCCAGUGUUGUUUGGAGUUAAGAAAUAUGCUGAUGCCUUAUGGGAAAUUGUGAAAAGUCGGGACUUGAAUGUAAACCUUAGACACAACCUCAUUGAAGUCAGACCAGACAAACGGGAAGCUGUAUUCGAGAACCUUGACAAUCCUGGAGAGACUAAAAUUUUUGAGUAUGAGAUGCUCCAUGUUACUCCUCCUAUGGGUCCACCUUCAGUGCUGAAAGGCUCCUCACUGGAGGACGAGGCCGGCUGGCUUGAUGUAAAUAAGGAUACCCUUCAGCACAAGACGUAUGAUAAUGUUUUUGGAAUUGGAGACUGCACCAAUGUACCAACAUCCAAAACUGCAGCUGCUGUGGCUGCACAGUCUGCUGUACUUGACAGGACCAUUACCAAAGUAAUGAAGAAGGACAAGCCUGAUAAAAAGUAUGAUGGCUACACCUCCUGUCCUUUGGUGACAAGCUACAACACAGUUAUCUUGGCAGAGUUUGAUUAUAAUGGACAGCCUUUAGAGACCUUCCCUGUGGAUCAGGGCAAAGAAAGCAGAAUAAUGUAUCACAUGAAAGCCGACCUGAUGCCCCACCUGUACUGGCAUGGUCUUCUCAAGGGUCUUUGGGGAGGCCCAGGUCCAUACAGAAAACUCAUGCAUCUUGGGAUGAAAUAGAAUCUGCUAGAAAGCAAAGGCUUCCGAAAGGAAUCAGCAUCACUAAUAUGAGUUGAAUGUACAUUCUACUAAGCUUUGUAAUGUUGUUGGUGCUUUUGUGUGAGGAUUGGAGGCCCAUUAUUAUGAUUGUUUAUUUUUCUUCUGAAAUGCAGUGUGUAUGUGUACUAAAAAGUUGAAAUAGAAAUCCUUACAGCCAACAACCUGCAUUAAUAAUAAACAAAUUAUUGCGGUUGUACAAUUCCAA